Messenger RNA from Ciona intestinalis (vase tunicate), 1543 nucleotides. RefSeq names its product aminoacyl tRNA synthase complex-interacting multifunctional protein 1. Gene Ontology annotation, molecular function: tRNA binding. NCBI's taxonomy places the organism in Eukaryota, Metazoa, Chordata, Ascidiacea, Phlebobranchia, Cionidae. The record is from RefSeq and is a predicted model, not a curated record.
ACCAUUAAGAUUGCUACGUCGACCGAAGUCAUCGGAGCGGAACGUUGCGUGAAGACGUGGAUUCUGUUUAAUGUUGAUGUUGAGAAGUAUCAGAAAAAUGUCGCAUCAGUGUUCGAUUGAGGCAUUUAACAAGGUGAUUAAUACAACCGAGGAAAAGUUAAAGAUUCUGCGCCAAAAUAUUGCGAUUGCCAAACAAGAUGUGACAAUAUCACUCGCUAAGAGUAUGGAAAGUCGGCUAGAAGGUGAAAAUAUUGAAUUGCAGAAACAAGUAGCGGGUUUGAAACGUAAAUUAUGUGAAGCAGAAGUUGCAAAUGGAACCAAACAAAUUUCAAUAACUAGUCCCGUUAACCAACCACAGACAGUUAUUGAGAAGGUGGAAAAAGUAAAGGAUGUCUUAGUAAAAAAUAAAAGUAAGGAAGUAAAAGAGAAAAAGAAGAAUAAUCCAAAAGUCAAGCCAGAACAAAACUCUGAAGUGACGGUCUCAAAAUUAGAUUUCAGGGUGGGAAAGAUUGUUUCUGUCCAACAUCAUCCUGAUGCUGAUUCUCUGUAUCUUGAACAAAUUGAUGUUGGUGAAGAUAAAACAAGAACUGUGGUAACUGGCGUGGUUAAACACAUUCCUAUUCAUGAGAUGGAAAAUAGAAGUGUUGUUGUUAUGUGCAAUCUUAAACCUGCAAAAAUGAGAGGAAUUCUGUCUCAGGCAAUGGUGAUGUGUGCAAAUACAACAGAAAAGGUUGAAAUAAUUGACCCACCAAAGGAUGCAGUGCCGGGUGACAAAGUUUCAUUUGAAGGAUAUGAUGGAGAACCUGAUUCAAUGUUGAAUCCAAAGAAAAAAGUUUUUGAAAAAAUUCAGCCUGAUCUAAACACAGAUAAUAAUUGUGUUGCAUGUUAUAGGGGGGUGCCGUUUACCAUUAAAGGAAAGGGGGUCUGUAAAGUGAAAACCAUGAAGAACUCCAGCAUAAAAUAAACUAUUUGUAACUUUUAUCAGUAUAACACGGUUGCAACAUUUAACUAAAACUAGUCUUUACAUAACAUAUAAUUCAAAUUUUGUUUCCAAACUGUUUUGCUGCUGCUGCUGUAAUAAAUUAGGUUUUAUUAGAAUUUGCUGCAUUUACCAUUGGAAUUAUUUAACCAACAAAAUAAUAAUGGAUGUUGCAUUGGACCUUGCUAACAUGAGCAGAUACAUCUCGCCAGUGAACCCUGCUAUAUAUCCCCAUCUAACUCUAAUUCUACUCGGUAUCGGACUUUUUUUUACAGCAUGGUUCUUUGUCUAUGAGGUGACCUCAACAAAAUAUACACGAGACUUUCAUAAGGAGGUUCUGAUGGCCAUGGUUGGAUCAUUUUUUAACGGAUUUGGAAUUUUGUUUCUCCUUCUUUGGGUUGGAAUCUUCGUAUAGUUAAAUUAUGUUGUGGUGGAAUCAACGAAUCACGAAAGCUUCGCACUAGUGUUGAUACUUGACACUGAAAUUCUAUGAAUAGUUAUGAAGCAUAUUUGUAAUAAACACUUCCUUCUAAUAAACAUAAGAACACGCAUGUGUUGUAAUAA